AUGGAUAGAGUAUUGUACUGGAAUGUAAGAGGCCUCAACAACAUUAAGAAGCAGAAUGAUGUGAGGCAAUACAUUCAUAAGACUGUUGUUGGUGUUGUGGGUCUCUUAGAAGCAAAGAGUUCAGGUAACUACUUUACCUGGAAUAAUAAGCAACAAGGUAACAGUCGAGUCUUUUCCAAGCUUGAUAGAAUGCUUGCAAAUCAAGCUUGGAUGAACAUCUUUACAUCUGCAGAGGUAUCAUUUCAUAAUGAAGGGGAGUUUGAUCAUUCUCUUGCCUUGUUAACGAUAUAUCCUAUGGAUUUUGGUGGCAAAAAACCAUUUAAAUACUUUACCAUGUGGAAAACUUCUGCAAAAUUUAAAGAUAUUGUGAGAAAUGCUUGGAGUUUGGACAUUCAGAGAACCAAAAUGUUCAAGUUAAUGAAGAAAUUGAAGGUUAACAAGGAUGGUUUGAACAAAUUGAGUAAGAAGGACUCCUAG
Beta vulgaris subsp. vulgaris (sugar beet) is the source of this 477-nucleotide messenger RNA. RefSeq lists its product as uncharacterized. The transcript is spliced from 2 exons. The record is from RefSeq and is a predicted model, not a curated record. Bases 1 to 477 code for a protein of 158 amino acids. Lineage: Eukaryota; Viridiplantae; Streptophyta; Magnoliopsida; Caryophyllales; Amaranthaceae.